GAACAGGUGGACCAGUUGGUGAGGAAAAGGCUGGAGCAGGCUUUUGGGUCUGUCUUUAGCAAAGUGCUGACGGCAACAGAGCGAGCAGCUCAGGCAGCUGAAGCCCAAGCGCAAGCAAACCGCCUGGACGGUCUGACAAAAGGGCUGAAGCUUGAUAUCUGGAAGCCCAGCAACCGGGAAGAAGAGCUUAGAGGUUGGAAGGAUUGGUUCUUCCAGCUCCGCACGUGGCUUGCCAGCCACGACAGCAAAUUCGAGGAAGACAUCGGCGGCAUAGAGGUGGACGUUGAGCAAGAUCAUGCGUUUCUGGACGCGGAAGCCACCAUGCGGAGCCAAAAGCUGUUUGGAGUCUUGUGCUCCUACGUGAGGGGCCGACCUCUUCUUUUGGUGAAGAGCCAAGAGAGCACGAAGAAUGGCCUGGAAGCCAUUCGGCUCCUGAAGCGGGAGAUGGAGCCGCGCGAGAGAGCGCGAGCCCUGGCCAUUGUUCGCAACCUGGCCAGCUGGACCUUCAAGGAAGGGGGCCUCCAUGAGCAGCUGGUGGCCUUUGAGGAAGCAGUGACUGCCUACGAGCGUGCGAGCGGCAAGGUCUACUCCCAAGACCUUAUGAUCGCCACGGUGGUCACGGGGCUAAGAGAGCCUCUUCGCAGCCAGGUGCAACUGAGGAUGAACGACAAGACAGAGUACAAAGACUUGCGCGAAUGGGUCCUUUCCUAUGAGUCCGUGAAUGCCCCCUGGUCUGUGUCAGUUCCGACCUCGAACACCAAGGCUUCCCAUGGCUAUGGGCAGGAAGCAACACCAAUGGAGGUGGACCAGAUCAAGGGCAAGGGCAAGAAGGGAAAGUACGGCAAAGGCAAGGACAAAGGCCCGGGGAAGGGCGUGAAGCAGAUUGAGGAGCAGACUGCCCACAGCCAGGUCUCCUCGGGACAAAGCGUUGCCUCCACGUCUGCGUCUGCCUACCGAACGCCCUCUACAGUCCAAGUGGUGCGGGCCAUCCACGCCGAGGUCGACAGUGACUUCGGCAACUUCUCCUUGGAGGUGUUGCAAAUCUGGACCGACCCCUGCACCUCAGAGAUUGUGGUGGACAGUGGUGCUGAUAUUUCAGUCGCUCCCCUCUCCUACCAGCACGCCGGGGAGCAAGCAGCAGCAAGCAGGGUCCUGAUGCAGGACGCCCAGGGCAACCGGAUCAUGGAACGUGGUGACGAUCAGGGAGAAGUUUGCGAUUGCGGCCGUGAACUCGGUGAUCCUCUCCUUGGGGAAGCUCUGAGGUCAGGGUGGAACUUGGGGCACAACCCCUCGGGCCCCACCAUAGCCAAGGAUGGCUGUGAAAUUGCGGUGGGCCUUCGGCGAAACACCCUUGUGAUUGCAGCUUCCAUCUCGAUGGUGGCGGCCUUGGACAGUGGAGCCCUGCCACCUGAAGGGGAAGAAGCAGUGGAAAGCCCAGGCUGGCACAUCCUGCCCUCAGGUCUUCCCUUCUUUGUGGGGCACAGCUGCCUUGAGAUCAGCCUGGAAACCUCAGUUUGGAGUGCAGAGGACUGGGCUUGGAUCGCAGUUUUUGUGCGGAAGGAGCCAGCCACAAGAAAGCCACAGGCUGGCGACGUGUGGGUGCAGGUCUGGACAGGGCCUGCGGAGACAUUCCCAGAGACAGGCCGAGCCAUAGCAGAGAUUGAGGAGGAGCUUGGUGGCAGAAGGGAUUUUGCGGUCCUUUUUCAUGUGGAGGAAAUGCCGGAGAAUGUUCUUUCAUGUCCUGGUGCUCUCUUUGCCGAGCCGGCAGAGGAUGAGCCAAUGGCGGUGCCAGCGGAGGAGGUCGACGAUGGAGGCGGCAUUGGUGAUGAUGAUGUUUGGGCCGGCCGCCCGGUGCAAGGGCAAGAACAAGACAAGGGUGAGGAUGAUGGCAAACUUGACGGGAUCGCCCUGGAUAUGGAGACGCCCCUGGCCGAGCUUCGUGACCUUUGCAAGAGGCUAGGUUUGGCUAGCAGCGGGCCAAAGCCCAAGGUCUUGAAGAGGCUGAGGGUGCACAAGGAGGUGCUCGAGAAGCAGCUUGCAACAGAGAUUGCCCAGGGCAUCUACAAGGAGCAAGAGCGAAACCCAGACACCAUGAAGGUGCCUGUCUUGCCCACGCCCCAACAGCAGGAGGCCCACUUCAUCACUCACCAGCCUUUUGCAAGCUGGUGUUCAGCUUGUGUUUUGGCAAGAUCGCGCCAGACACCGCACAGCCAGGGGAAAGAAGCCCAAGCAGAGAAGGAUGGAGACAAGAAGCUCACAACCAUCCAGAUCGACUAUGCCUACACGUUCACCGGCGACCGUGGGAUAGCAGAGGAGGAGAAGAGCAAAGAAGCAAGCGAGGAGCAGCCCAGCCAAUCGGGAGACCCAGAGCAGAAAGAGGAGGACGACAAGGCCAACCAGUUCGCCCUGAACCUUGUCGCCGGCGAGGCUGUUACUGGCUGGCUUGCUGGACUCCCGGUGGUGGCAAAAGGGGCCGCCUCUCUAAAGAGGGUCACCGAAACCUUGGUCAGGACCUCCAUCCUGAUUGCUGGGUCAGAAGAUGUGGUGGUGCAAGGGGACACCGAGCCUGCCAUCGGCCAGAUCCUCAAUGCCAUCCAGGCGUGCAGGGCAAGAUUGGGCCUGAGGACAGUGGUCAGGCAGGUGCCCAGGGACUCGCACCAGUCCAAUGGAGUGGCGGAGAAGGCGGUCAGCACACUCAGGAGGCUGGCGCUGACACUCAAAGCGCACCUCGAAGAGCGAAUCAAGGCCUCCACCAGUGGGUCUCUUCCGGUGUUUGCCUGGCUGAUGAAGCAUGCCGCGUUCCUGCACAACAGAUUCUUUGUGGGGACGAAAGGCACUCCGCCCUAUGAAGCUGUCCACGGGCGGCGCUUUAGGGGAAAGCUUAUCCCCUUUGGCGAAAAAUGCAUCGGGUAUGUGAAGUCGAAGUUCAAGGGAGACUUGCAGUGGCGCAAGGCUGUCUUUGUGGGCGUCAACGAGAGGACUGGUGCCUAUGCUCUCCUUGGCGAGGAAGGAGGCUUUGAAACGAGGGUCUCCCAUGGGACCUUGGAGGCCAAGUCAAGCGCAAGAGAGCGCUUUACACUUCAAGGGAGACAGCUCACCUACCUCCUCUUCCUCCUCUUCACCUUCCAGCCCAGGGCAGCCGCAGCAAGCAAGGGCAGCACCAGAGCCAGAGAGGCAGACCAGCAGCAGAACCAGAGAGGAAAGCCGAAGCAACAGGCAGACCAGCAGCAGAACCAGAGAGGUCCCGAGCCGAUGGAAGUGUCCAAGUCCAGCCGACCAGGAGGUGGAACAGGCGAAGCCGAAGGCAUAAGCAAAAGAGCCAGGCUUCUUCUCGAUAAGCCAGCACAGGGCUCACCCACUUCUGGGUCCAGCCUGUAUCCACCAGGGUUUGCUGGAAUCCGGGCUGUGCACAAUGACGUCCUGGCCGAAGAGCUGGUCGAUGACGAGGCCUGGUCCGAGGAGCUGUUUGAAGCCAUGGCAAGAGAAGGGACAGAGGAUGAUUCUUGCGAGGACAGACCGCCUGAGGUUACGCCGGACGAGCUUGCAGCAAUUGACUUUGAGAGCGACAAGGUCGAGGUGGAGCGACUCGUCUCCAUGGGGGUCCUUCGCAAGCCCCACAAAGGAGAGGACCUUUCAGGACACAGCAAGCUUACAACAAAGAUGGUUCGCGAUUGGCGGCGGCGGCCGCACUGGAUACGCCGAUCUCGGCUUGUGGGCCGUGAAUACAAGACUUGGGAACCCUGGCGGGCCGAACUCUUCGCACCCUCCUCUUCGCUGGGCGUUGUCCACUCAGUGAUGGCAUGGGCUUUGACAAUGGGGCUGGAAAUUUGUACGAUAGACGUGAAAGACGCCUAUCUGAAUUGCCAGCAAAAGCAGCCUGUGAUUGUGGAAGUGGACAGCCGGCUCAUAGGCGAAGAUGCUGGGAUGAUGACGUUUGUCCUGGAGCGCAGCCCUGAACCCAUGGGUCUUGUUCUCCACGCUGACGACGGCAUCCUCGCAGCCUCCCGUCUUGGCCGCGAGAAGGUCAUGGCAAAGCUGGGUGAAAAGGUGGUGGUACAAGUCAGUGAACCCCUGAAGGAACUCGGGGACUCGCUUGAGUUCCUCAAGAGAAAGUACAUCUUGGAGGAAAGUGGGAUUGUGAUGUUCUCUGGGGAAAAGCACCUUGAGGGGCUGGUCGGGGCAUUGGGCAAUCACAUCAAGGCCCGCGACGCACCCACAGACCAGUCUGUGAUCGAGCCCGACACGUCAAGCGAGCUCCCAGAGGCGCAAGCCAAGGUGUACCGAGAAUGCGUGGGGAGGCUUCUCUACUUGAGCCAGACCCGCCCGGACAUACAGUUCGGGACGUGCGCCCUCACAAGCAAGAUGGCCAAGCCGACGAGCACAGGAAUGAAGCACCUAGGAAAGGUGGUCGGCUACCUCCUCAAGUACCCGACCAUUGGCUUUCUCAUCAAGCCGAUCAAGGAGAAAGCUUGCGUGGACUAUGUUGGAGAUGGGCCCUUGUUCGAAAAGGGGACAGUCGUCCUGGAAAGCGUCUCGGACGCCGACUGGGCUGGGUGCAAGACCUCAAGAAAGAGCCGCUCGUCUGUGCAGUUUUUUCUUGGAGGGUCGUUGGUUGGAAGUUUUGUUCGCAGCCAGCGCACCGUGGCGCUCUCCUCGGGAGAGUCGGAGUUCAAUGCUAUGAUCUCUGGUGCCUGCGACCUCCUUUACCUUAAGGAGUGCUUCAGCUAUGUCACCAAGGACCUCUUUGUGGUCAAGGCUGUGUCGCGGUCUGACUCAGCAGCCGCUCGAGGCAUCGGAAGCCGUGUGGGGUGCGGCAGAGUGAGGCAUCUUCACUGCAGCUUCCUCUGGCUGCAGGAGUCCGUGCGCAAGGGAGACGUGGAUCUCCGGCCGAUUGGGGGUCAGCGAAACCCCGCAGACAUUGGGACGAAACCGUUGCCAGGAAAGAAGCUGCGCGAGUUGCUUUACAGGUGUGGGGCUAUUGGGCCCGAUGGUGAGAGGUUUGGCGCUGAGGAGCACCAGGAAGCCGAGCAGCGUGCAACCGUGAAGCGGUUGCUGACCUCCACCGCCACAAGCGGUGCUAGCCUAAAGAAGGCCCUGCCAGUGCUGAUGAUUUUGGCGCAGGUUUUGGGAGCAGAGGGUUUUGAGGGCUUGGGUGUGGCUAUGGCCGUGAACCUUCUCGAGGACACCGUUGUCACCCUCGCUUCCUCUGCGGCCUCGGUGUUGAUCCUGAUGGGUUUCUUCAUUGGCGCAGCAUGGGCAGUGCAUGCGUGUGGAAAGAGCUUAUGCAGAAAGCAGAAAAAGCAUGAGACAAAGGAAGCCAGCAGCCAAGCCAGCCUUGGCCCCAGCAAGUCAGAGGAGAAGUUCAUGCAGGAGUAUGUCACAAGGGCAACCGAACUUCGCACAGCACUUCAUGAAGAACACCAGACAGUUGAGAGCUGUGAGAAGGAACUUGUGAAGGCUCUGGAGCUUUUCAGCCAGCUCCCCGAGCACCUGCAGCCAAACCGCUACACCUACACGGCCCUCUUCGACGCAGUGGUCAAAGGCGGAGGUCCCCAAACGGUCCUCUGGGCUUUGUGGAACCACCUGCAGCGGAGUAAAGUGACGGCGGAUCUGCAGCUCAUGAGCACGAUGCUGCAAGGCUGCUCGGACGUCUCCGUGGUGGAGGAGCUCUUGGGGGAGCUGGACUGGCAGGGGCUGACGCCCAACCUGGAGGUGCUCUCGAGCAUGCUCGGCUGCCUCCGACGCGCGGGCGCGGCGACGAAGAAGACCUGGGAGGUGCUCCAGGUGGCCAAGAGCUGCGAGCUGAGCCUCGACUGCCAGUUCCUCGUCCAGGUGGUGACGGCGCUUGGCUUCGCGAACGAUACAGGUGCCGUGGUUCUUCUCAUGGAGAGCGUCCGCGAGGUCUACAAGGUGGAGCCCGACGUCUUCCUCUACACUGCAGCGAUCUCGCAGUGUGCCCGAGCUGGCGAUGUUGCUGGUGCUGAGACCGUCAUCCGCCUGAUGCAGCAGGACCAGGUGGAGCCCAACGAGCACACCCACUGCGCUAUCAUCGCCGUCUAUAGCAAGGCUGGCAAACUGCUGGAGGCCGUCCGACAUUUCCAGGAGGCCAACGAGAAGGUGGCUCUGCCCAUCGAGGGCUACACGAGCCUCCUCUCCGGCUGCCGGGCCGCGCUUGACAACCGCUGCGCGCUGCAGAUCCUGAAGAAGGCCAGACUCCAGGGCCCCGUCAAGUCUGCGUGCUACACGCUGGCCCGCCAGUCCUGUGCCUUAGCCGGGGACGAGGCAGGUGCCGCCAAAGUGGACAAGUGGCAGAAGCGAGACGGUGUGAUCACCCACGUCCCCACGAGUACCGUGGAUGACCCUUCCACGGGGGAGCGGCUCCCUUUCCAGCCCGGCAACGACGACGUGGCCGUGGCUGCCUGCGUGCAGCGGAUGAUGGGCCGCCUCAAGAGCGCUGGGUUCUUUGGUAGUCCUUGA
Symbiodinium necroappetens is the source of this 6477-nucleotide messenger RNA. The record is from the annotation of a GenBank genome assembly. NCBI's taxonomy places the organism in Eukaryota, Dinophyceae, Suessiales, Symbiodiniaceae.